UUCCUUAAAGUACGUAAAAUAUUUACUGUAAUAUACUAUUAUAAGAAAAGGUGUUUCGUGGGUUUAUAAUCAUCAAUAUAAUUUUUAAAACUACCUUGAAAAAUGCCCAAGUCGAAAAGAGAUAAGAAAAUAUCUCUCACGAAAACAACUAAAAAAGGCCUUGUUCUGAAGCAACAGAUUGUGGAAGAUGUUAGAAAUUGUGUCGAGAAAUAUGCUAGGAUAUUUCUUCUAUCCGUGCGCAAUAUGCGUAAUGACAAACUUAAAGAUAUACGAUCGGAAUGGAAAGACAGCCGGUUCUUCUUUGGCAAAAAUAAGGUGAUUGCGUUGGGUCUAGGCAGAUCACCGGAAACCGAAACAGCAAAUGAUCUUCAUAAAUUAUCGUUAGCGUUGAGAGGACAAUGUGGCCUGUUAUUUACAAACAGAAGUAAAAAGGAAGUUUUGAACUGGAUGGAUGAAUAUGAAGAAAUAGAUUAUGCUAGAUCUGGUUUUAUUGUGCAAGAAACCGUAGUGUUAAGCGAAGGACCAAUGCCAGAAUUUUCACACAGUAUAGAACCUCAUUUAAGACAAUUAGGAAUGCCUACAGUUUUACAGAAAGGUGUGGUAACGUUGAUCAAAGAGUAUACUGUAUGUAAAGCGGGUCAAAUGUUAACUCCAGAACAAGCAAGAAUUUUGAAAUUACUGAAUAAACCAUUGGCUACAUUUAAAUUAAUACCUUUAGGUGUAUUCUCCAAGAAACAUGGAUAUAAACAACUUAUAUCUCAGGAUGAUGUUAAAGAAAAUAUAGAAGAACAAAUGGACAUAACGGAAAUGGAAGAAAUUGAUAAUACAUAAAGCAUUAGUUCUUAUAAAAAUAUAUAUAAAGUUUUAUAAAUA
Messenger RNA from Frieseomelitta varia, 873 nucleotides. It is a transcript of the gene RpLP0-like, whose product is annotated as mRNA turnover protein 4 homolog. The coding region runs from base 103 to 831 and encodes 242 amino acids. NCBI's taxonomy places the organism in Eukaryota, Metazoa, Arthropoda, Insecta, Hymenoptera, Apidae. The record is from RefSeq and is a predicted model, not a curated record. Gene Ontology annotation, cellular component: nucleolus; preribosome, large subunit precursor. The transcript is spliced from 4 exons. Gene Ontology annotation, biological process: nuclear-transcribed mRNA catabolic process; ribosomal large subunit assembly; ribosomal large subunit biogenesis. Gene Ontology annotation, molecular function: RNA binding.